Molecule: messenger RNA, 561 nt
Organism: Aspergillus oryzae RIB40
Lineage: Eukaryota; Fungi; Ascomycota; Eurotiomycetes; Eurotiales; Aspergillaceae
Exons: 3
Coding region: 1-561 (186 amino acids)
Source: RefSeq, a predicted model, not a curated record
AUGAAGGUUGUUAACUCAAAUCAAGGCAAAGGUAAACCUUCUGGAAUUAGAAGACUCUAUAGACAUAACUUCUCCGCCAAUGGCCGUUCAAAGCCACGUUCGCCACUGUCCAUGCAUCUUGGAAUGCCAAGGAUGGCUGCUGUCACUACCUGGCAGGGUGCGGUUAGUUGGGCCGGCUCUAUACAGGGAAGGAGAUUAUCGUUAGGUAUCGACACUGCUACGCAACCCAAAGGAUUAUUUAUCACAAGUUCCAAAAGUCGCGCUGUCUUUUUAAUGAUGCCACCGAUGAAGCUAGCUACGCCGAAUGGGCACAGCAUGCCCAAGACGAACAACCUCGACGUUUUCGAACAGCGCUAUGACGCCAAUUUUUACGAGACCAUGGCCAAAAUCAUGGCGCUGCGACAAAAAUAUCUGCAAGACCGGUUCAUAUUCGUGGAGGGAGAGGAUAUGGUCCCAAUUCUCAAAGGCCUGGGAGCUAAGGACGCUGAUUUCGAACUCCUGAAAUCGAUCACCGACCAGACAGGCGCUGAUCCAACUCUUGAAUAUCCAUUCGGCGGUUAG